Molecule: messenger RNA, 6996 nt
Organism: Dama dama (fallow deer)
Lineage: Eukaryota; Metazoa; Chordata; Mammalia; Artiodactyla; Cervidae
Gene: DNAAF9
Product: dynein axonemal assembly factor 9
Exons: 35
Coding region: 593-3733 (1046 amino acids)
Source: RefSeq, a predicted model, not a curated record
GAAAGGUGAGCACUGAAGAAUUGAUGCUUUUGAACUGUGGUGUUGGAGACUCUUGAGAUUCCCUUGGACUGCAAGGAGAUCCAACCAGUUCAUCCUAAAGGAGAUCAGUCCUGGGUGUUCACUGGAAGGACUGAUGCUGAAGCUGAAACUCCAGUACUUUGGCCACCUGAUGUGAAGAACUUCGACUCAUUGGAAAAGACCCUGAUGCUGGGAAAGAUUGAAGGCAGGAGGAGAAGGGGACGACAGUGGAGGAGAUGGUUGGAUGGCAUCACUGACGCAAUGGACAUGAGUUUGAGUAGGCUCUGGGAGUUGGUGAUAGACAAGGAAGCCUGACAUGCUGCAGUCCUUGUGGUCACAAAGAGUCGGACAGGACUGAAUGAAUGAACUGAGAGACAAGUAGUUUUCAGAGUAUGUUUAUUGGAUAAAUCAGUUUUAGAGGAAAUGGUAAACAUCAGUGUUUGACAUUAUAUCUUCUUGACAAGACGUGAUUAUAUUGAUUAAAUCAGAUAGUAUCCAUCUGUACUGUAAUCCUGUAAAUUAUCGCUAUCUGUUACCCUAUGUGGCCCAUUGGAGAAAUCUGCAUUUCCAUUGCAUGACUGAAAAUGAGUAUGAAGAUGAGGAAGCUGCAGAAGAAUUUAAAAUUGCCAGCUUUGUGGACAUGGUUCGAGACUGUAGUAGAAUUGGCAUUCCUUAUAGUUCCCAAGGUCACUUGCAGAUAUUUGAUAUGUUUGUAGUGGAGAAGUGGCCUGUUGUACAGGCCUUUGCUCUUGAGGGCAUUGGAGGAGAUGGAUUUUUUACCAUGAAGUACGAGUUGCAAGAUGUGAGUUUGAAUCUAUGGAAUGUCUACAGCAAGAUGGAUCCUGUGUCCCUGGAGAGUUUGCUUUCUGAGGAUUUGGUGGCUUUUGAAUAUCAGUGGACUAGCUUCUUCGCUAAUUUUGACACAGAAAUUCCCUUCUUGCUAGAACUGUCUGAAUCUCAGGCGGGUGAGCCAUUCAGAAGUUACUUUAGUCAUGGAAUGAUCUCCAGUCAUAUAACUGAAAAUAGCCCUAAUAGGCAGCCAUUCGUUCUCUUUGGUAAUCAUUCCACGCGAGAAAACCUCAAUGCUGGCAACUUUAACUUCCCUUCUGAAGGGCACCUAGUACGCAGCACUGGUCCCAGUGGGAGCUUUGCCAGACACAUGGUAGUACAGUGUGUUUCACCAAAGGGACCCCUGGCUUGUUCAAGAACAUACUUUUUUGGAGCUACUCAUGUUCCUUACUUGGGAGAUGACAACAAACUGUCCAAGAAAACUGAACAAAUUAGGCUCUUGUCACAGGUAUAUGCUACUGUUAUUGAGGCUGUUUUGGCUGCCAUUGCAUGUUAUGCUAAAACUUCCAGUCUCAUAAAGGCCAAGGAGGUAGCUGAGCAGACCCUGGGAUCUGGGUUAAAUUCCGUUGAGUUGAUGCAGUUUAAGACAGCUCUACGCUCCAAGAUGGCUUUUCAUAUACAUGCUGUGAAUAAUCAGGGAAGAAUCGUGCCUCUGGACAGUGAAGAUAGCUUAUACUUUGUGAAGACGGCUUGUAUGGCCAUCUAUGACAUUCCUGACUUGCUGGGAGGAAGGGGGUGCUUAGGAUCUGUGGUGUUCUCAGAAUCAUUUUUGACAUCUCAGAUCUUGGUUAAAGAAAAAGAUGGCACUGUUAUCACAGAAACCAGCUUUAUAAUCCUGACAGCUGCCAUACCCAGAUUCUGCUCCUGGCUGGUAGAAGAUAUUGAAGUAAAAUUGUCUGAGAAAACCCAGCAGUCAGUUCUGGGAGAUGAGUGUUUCCUGGGUACUUUUCUAACUAGAGGAGAAGGAGCAUAUCUUUAUUCUAGUAAUUCACAAUCUUGGCCUGAAGAAGGCAAAAUACAUUUCUUCUCUAAUGGCCUUCUGUUUUCUGAUCGUCAUCACGGAAAUAUCAUCAUUUCCAAGGACCACAUGAAUUCCAUUUUGUUCUAUGAUGGGGAUUCCACCAGUAUUGUUGCUGCCCUUCUGAUAGACUUCAAAAGUUCAUUGCUUCCCCAUCUUCCAGUUCAUUUCCAUGGAUCAAGCAAUUCUCUGAUGAUUGCCCUUUUCCCCAAAUCCAAGAUAUACCAAACAUUUUACUCAGAGGUCUUCUCCCCCUGGCAACAGCAGACUAACUCAGGGCUGUCUUUAAAAGUGAUCCAGGAAGAUGGAUUAUCUGUGGAACAAAAGAGAUUACACUCCAGGGCACAGAAGCUCUUCAUUGUCCUGAGCCAUUCUGCUGGGGAGAAACAGAGUCCUCUAAAGCUCCUCUCAGCUAAACUCCCAGAGCUGAACGGGUUUCUCCAGCAUUUUGCUGUCAGCAGCAUUAGUCAGGAACCCGUGGUGAGGACCCAUCUCCCUGUCCUACUGCAGCAAGCUGAAAUCAACCCUAUUCACAGAGUAGAAAAUGACAAGGUAAUUAUCAGCAUUGUAACUGGUCUCCCAGGCUGUCACGCUAGUGAACUCUGUGCUUUUCUGGUCACUCUGCAUAAAGAAUACGGCAGGUGGAUGGUAUACCGUCAAGUCAUGGACAGCUCCGAAUGUUUUCAUGCUGCCCACUUCCAGAGAUACCUUUCCAGUGCCCUGGAGGCCCAACAGAAGCGCUCUGUCCGCCAGUCAGCCUAUAUCCGCAAGACGACCAGACUACUGGUGGUAUUACAAGGCUACACAGAUGUUAUUGAUGUUGUCCAGGCCCUGCAGACCCAUCCAGACUCAAAUGUCAAGUCCUCCUUCACCAUUGGUGCCAUCACAGUGUGCGUGGAGCCGCUGAGCUGCUACAUGGAGCACAGAUUUCUCUUUCCUAAGUUUCUUGACCAGUGUUCGCAAGGCCUGGUUAGUAAUGUGGUAUUCACCAGUCACACUAUGGAGCAGAGGCAUCCUCUCCUUGUUCAGCUGCAGAGCCUCAUCAGAGCUGCCAAUCCUUCUGCAGCCUUCAUUCUUGCAGAAAACGGGAUUGUCACCAGGAAUGAAGACAUUGAACUGAUUCUCUCAGAGAAUAGUUUUUCAAGUCCUCAGAUGCUACGAUCUCGAUAUUUAAUGUACCCUGGCUGGUAUGAAGGUAAAUUUGAUGCUGGAUCAGUCUUCCCAUUGAUGGUUCAGAUCUGUGUAUGGUUUGGUCGUCCCUUGGAGAAGACUCGCUUUGUGGCCAAGUGUAAAGCAAUUCAGUCCUCCAUCAAGCCGAGUCCAUUCUCUGGAAACAUCUAUCACAUCCUGGGCAAAGUGAAGUUCUCAGACUCUGAGAGGAUGAUGGAGGUCUGCCACAACACUCUGGCCAACUCCUUGAGUAUCGUGCCAGUUUUGGAGGGACCCACACCACCCCCUGACUCCAGAACCUCACCUCAAAGCAGCAGCGGGCAGCAGGAAUGCUACCUCGUGUUCAUAGGCUGCUCUCUGAAGGAAGAAAGUGUCAAGGACUGGCUGCGGCAGUCGGCUAAGCAGAAGCCUCAGAGGAAAGCCCUGAAGACCAGGGGGAUGCUGACCCAGCAGGAGAUCAGGAACAUUCAUGUGAAACGCCACCUGGACCCCCUACCUGCAGGCUACUUUUAUAAUGGCACCCAGUUUGUCAACUUCUUUGGUGACAAGACUGAUUUUCACCCACUCAUGGACCAGUUCAUGAAUGACUACGUGGAAGAAGCCAACCGGGAAAUUGAGAAGUAUAACCGUGAGCUGGAGCAGCAGGAGUAUCACGACCUCUUUGAGCAGAAGCCCUAGAGGAAGAAGAUCUUGGAGAUGGACAUUUAAAAGCAGGGUGUCUUAACUUCAGCUCUUCCAAAGGCCUCUCCCUAGAGGGCUGUCUUUGUUCUCCUUGGCCUUUGUGUGCUGCUUGAGUGCAUGUUGUCUUUAUUCUCUAUACAGCGCUGAAGAGCAUCGCCUGCACCACUGAUUUGGCAGCGGGGUGAGGGUGGGGUCCUCAUGGAGGAUGAGCAGACAGACGCUUCCCUUGGUUUGCAGCUGGCAGUCCAGGGCCUCUGGGUUUCUGAUAACAGUAUUUCCUUUGGGCUGUCGCAGCACUGUGUGAGGGUGGGGAGAAGCAUUUGGAUUGCACAGAGUAACUGUUGAUACACAAAGAAUCCUGGCUGCCCAAACUGUGGUCAUGGCUAGGGGGGCCAGGCCACCACAGGCCUCAGGCUUCAGACACUGCCCCAGGAGAGCCUUUCUCCCCAGUGGAAUGCCUGCCUCCCUGGUUCAGCCCCUUCCAUUGAAGGUUUGGUCCCUGUUGACCCUGUGCCCAGUCCUGGAGGAAGCAGCACAAGCCCUGGCCAAUCCCAACCAUCAGAGCCAGCAGCUUGGACUGAGGUCAACAGUUUCUUCUAAAAUGAGGGAAUUUCCCUUAUGUACUAAACUGAGGAGAAAGACUUGUUGCUUUCCAAAAGUGUGGCUUUUGAAUUGACACAAGCAGUCCGCCUUGGGAUUGGUUUUGAGCUCUGCUCAUGUCAUCAGUCUGGUUUGCCUAAUAAUUCUGGGAUGAGAAAAAUUGCUGCUCAGGCCUUGCUGGCAGUGUUUUGCCUCACUCUUAAGGGCACUGUCCUUCAACUGCAUAGUCUUAGGCCCAGGAUUCUGAUCACUUAUGGGACAUCUUCACUUGAAGGGCAUUCAGUCUCUGGCACCCAUACCUCCCCUCAGUCUUGUCAGGGGAGGUAUGGGUUUUCAAACCAACCUUUAGGCAACUCAUGUCCCCAAGCAUCAUUGCUGGCCUUGGACUAGCUUGGCUCCUGAGAACCAGGAACUUCAGAGCCUUCCAAUAUCGAAGUUAGAAUUCCUUCUAGUAGCUUUUUUCCCAGCCGGACUAAAAAGCAGAGGGGAAUUUCAAGUGUAUCCCAUGCCUGACCUCCAGAAUUAGUACAGGGAAGAGAGAGGUCACUAAUGAGAUGUCUGUUAGGACUUCAGCGCCUCAGCUGCCUAGAUUGUAAAUGCUUUCUGAAUUUCACAAUUUUUUUUUUUUUGCAUGCCUUAGAAAGGAGCACAUAGGCAAAACCAGCAAAGUUUUUAGUAAUGUAGAGGGGUUUUUGAGAAAGGGCCCUGGCACAGAGGAGAGAGAAAAAUGACGGAGCACAUGUGAUCUGUCACACAGAGGCCUGCAUGCAAGUAGUAAAGCAAUUGUUAAAGGCUUGCUAGUAAAAUGUACUUAAUGUUGGAAGAAAAUUUGCAUUUGAAGCCAAAUGAACAGUACUCCAAAUACCAUUUAAUAAGAACUCUUGCAUGAAGAAAGGCUUCUGAAAAGACCCAUGUGCUCCAGUCCCAGCUCCAAAGCUGCUGGUGACAAGGGCCCACAUGUGGAGCCCCAGUCUAGGAGCCCUUCACUUCUAGCUGGCCAGAGGCUGGGUCCACAGUAGGCCUUCCUCUGCUUCAGAAUCAAUAACCAAGAUCUUAAGUGCAAUUGAUGAGAUAAGCAAUGAGUUACUGUAGCUUCCUUUAGCUCUACCGAGCUCUUUUUAAAAACUCAAACUUGAGCAGCCUUGUUGGGGGAGGUUGGGGGUGGGGGGACAACAGGCCAUCUGCCUCAGGUAGAUUGCUGUAACACUUAAAUGAAUGCUCUCUUUCUUGGAGCUUGAGCCAUUUCCUGGCUGCUACACAAAAGAGUUUUUAAAGAGGGGUCGGAAGCCCACCCAUAAAAGUGGGUCUUAAACACUGUGUGGGGCUAUACCUCCUGGUGGUCUUGUUUUCUGACCAUUGUCCAUAGAAAUGCUCUCUCACCAACUUGCCCCACUGUCCCAAUUCCUCUCCUGUUAGAGGGGAAACUGUGAUUACCUCAACUUGAAUAUGAAACUGUGAUUGAAAAAAGUCAAAAUGUUAAGUUUCAAAGCCAAAAAGGCAAAACUGGCUGAGGCUUCCACAGACACUCCUCAGCCUGCUUGGGAGUGUGAAGGGCACACUGGCGAAAGGGCAUUCCUUGGGGCACACUGGCUGUGCCCUGGUGAAGAGGCACACUGUGGCGCGCUGCGUGAGCUCUUUGAGAACUGAGACUGGGAGGAUGCUUCCUCCCCACACUGCUCUUUCUGGAACCUUUGGGGCCUCUGGGUUUUUAAUGUGAAGUUUAAUAUCCACUUGAUUCCUCUGGGCACUCCAGGUGGGGGUGUGGUGUCUUAGGCUGUCUCUAGAGGAAGGGCCUUGAUACUGUGUUUGAAAUUUUGACCUUAGAAGUGGAUACCAGGGAUCCAGCAAAGACAUCAGGUUCCCAGGGACAGGCAGAGUUCUCCAGGAGCUUAAUGCUUUUUGCCAACUUUCCUAUUAGCAGCUUCAGUUUUAUAUCACCCCGAGUGAGUGUGAUAAUGUUGAAGUCGCUGAAGUUAUAGGUUAUUUUACAUUUUGAUGUGGGAUUUUUCUUUUUUUUUGAUUGGAAAGAGGAGGCAGAUAUUGGAGAAAAGGGAUCACCCUAUGAAGGGGCCACUGGCAAGGAGCGGCACUGGCCCCACAGAGUCUUGGGGGCUCUGACCUGAGGCCUAGACGCGAGGCCCUGUGGGUCACAAAAGUACCCUCCUAAAUUCUAUUAGGAUUUUGAAAACUUUUGCACAGUAAUAAGCUCUGGGUUUGCUCUUCGGGCUUCUCAAAAGGGAAAAGUUAAAGACUAUAAGCUAUUAAGUAUUCCAGCCAUGUUGCUGACCUAGAUGGAUAGUUGUACCUCAAAAAGUAGGUGAGAAACGGCUUCCUCAUUGUCCCAGGUUGUCAAAUACUAAUGACAGAAGAGCUCACUUACGUGCCAAAAUUGACUUUUAUACUAGUUUUUCAGUGCUUUAAUAUUUGUAACUUAAAUUUUAAAACUAUUUACAAACACUACUGUAACUUCAGUGAAACAAUUGUGUGAUUGAAGCUUUUUGCUUAUUAUAGUAUUUAUUACACUACUUCAGUAAAUAUAUAAGAGUAGCUUUCAAUUUAUUUUUAUAUUAUUUUCAUGUUUUUACUUGCAGUUGUGUAUGUGAAUUUACCUUGUUAACUGAGAUGUAAUGCUAAGGACCAAUAAACUGUCACUGAACAAG